ACCUUCAGUCGUUUUGCCUGUCUAGUUGCCAGCCCUGAGAUUACACCACACGUCCAGUGUAUUGUCUCGAAGAACAUUCCAGCGUCGUCGACUGGACAAUCUACUACACCCCACCUCUGUUCACCACCCAUCAGCCAAUCACACACAACUUUAACCAUGUCCGGUGCGCCAUCAAGACUCAGGAGCGUCCUGAACCACCUGCUUCCCCAUGGACAGCCAGCACAUCACAUCCACAAUCUAACGCCCACCGUCUUCCUUGAGCGGGCGGCUGCCAUUGAGCCUGAGGCCGAGGCCAUAUUUCACAUCACCGCCAACGGCAAGACACUCAGGCGUUCCUACAUCGAGUUCGCCGAUCGCGCUCGGGGUCUUGCCUACUAUCUACGCAAGCAUGGCUACAAGCGCGUUGGCCUCCUGGCUCCCAACACCCCGGCCUUCCUCGAGUCUGUUUAUGGUAUCGUAGCGGCUGGCGGUGUCAUAGUGCCUGUCAACAUCCGCCUGAAGCCUGAGGAUAUUACCUACAUUUUCGACUUUGCAGAGGUGGAUUCCAUCAUCGCCGAUGCCGAAUACGCCCACCUUCUCAACUCGUACAAGAAGGAGCACCCUGAUGUCCCCGUUAUUAUUGAUGUGGACACUGAUGCCACAGAAGGUGCGCUUUGCGGCCCUUUUGAUGAGGCGGUAAUGGAGGGUCUCAACCUCGAUAAGGCCACCGGCAGCAAGGGCUGGGCCGAUCUACAGAAUCAGACCGUCGCCAAUGAGGAUGAUAUGAUCGCCAUCCCCUUCACCUCUGGCACCACCUCCAAGCCCAAGGGCUGCGUAUACACCCACCGCGGUGCUUAUCUUGCCACGCUCGCCAAUGUCAUCGAGUCUGGACUCAACGUUGCCGAUGGUCGUUCCAAGUACCUCUGGACACUUCCCAUGUUCCACGCUAUGGGCUGGACUUUUCCUUGGGCCGUCUGCGCCGUGCGUGGGACCCAUGUGUGCCUACGCAAGAUUGACUAUCCCUUAAUCUGGAAAUUGCUGAAGGAGGAAGGCGUGACACACUUCUGCGCCGCGCCCACUGUCAACACCCUCCUCUGCGCUGCCAAGGAGGCCGAGGCUCUUCCCAAGCCCGUUCGCGUCACUGUCGCCGCCUCGCCCCCGACUCCCCAUCUGUUCGAGCAGAUGACAAGUCUGAACCUCUUCCCUGUGCAUGUGUAUGGCCUUACCGAGACCUAUGGCCCAAUUACGAGGGGUUAUAUCCUUCCUUCGUGGGAUAACCUUCCUCCUCAUGACAAGUACGCCAAGAUGGCCCGCCAGGGACAUGGCUUCAUCACCAGCUUGCCAGCUCGCAUCAUCAAGCCCGAUCAGCCCGAGGGAGUGUUGAUUGACGUGGAGAAAAACGGCCAGGAGGUUGGUGAGAUUAUUUUCACUGGCAACAUCUGCUGCAAAGGCUACUACAAGGACCCCGAAGCGACGAGAAAGCUGUUUGCAGGUGGCAUGCUACACACGGGCGACUUGGCUGUUUGGCAUCCCGAUGGAAGUAUUCAUAUUCAGGAUCGCGCAAAGGAUAUUAUCAUCUCUGGCGGCGAGAACAUCUCCUCCGUAGCUCUUGAGUCCAUGCUCGCUGAGCACCCCGACAUUCUCGAGGCCGGCGUCGUUGCCGUUCCCGACUCCCACUGGGGCGAGCGGCCCAAGGCCUACAUCACCCUGAAGGAAGGUCGCGAGACCAGCUUGACAGGCCAGGACGUCAUCGACUGGGCCAAGCAUAACAGCAGCAUCAGCAAGUUCAUGGUGCCGAGGGAGGUUGAAAUUGUCAAGGAAUUGCCCAAGACUAGCACGGGCAAGAUCAAGAAGAACGAACUUCGGGUGUGGGCUAAGACGGGAGCCAUUCCUAACUAAGCGACGAAGGGAAAUUUGAACAAAUCUCCUGUCGCAGGCUUGUAUUCUGGCGAGGCAGGAGUUUUUUUUGGGCGGAUUCUUGUAUAUACUGUCUAGGGGCAUUGUUUGGGGGGGUUUCGGCACCCAAACCCCGGAGCGGUUAUGGUGUUUGGCUGUAACGAUGUUAUGACUUGGAUGGCAUUCGAGACGAAAAAAGACAAAGUCAGUCGAUUUUCUGAACCUGAUAUGUUCUGCACAACUGUCUUGAAAACGUCAUGUUGUGUAGUUGGUAGAAGCUUGACUGGACUUCUUUUGCUAAUGCUCAAAAAUAUGUCUGGUGCUACGAGUAAAGAGCAUGCAUCUGGAUGUUGAACUCAUUUCUUUUGACACAUAA
This is a messenger RNA of Neurospora hispaniola, 2251 nucleotides long. RefSeq lists its product as uncharacterized. The record is from RefSeq and is a predicted model, not a curated record. Lineage: Eukaryota; Fungi; Ascomycota; Sordariomycetes; Sordariales; Sordariaceae. The coding region runs from base 157 to 1878 and encodes 573 amino acids. The transcript has 3 exons.